Molecule: messenger RNA, 2363 nt
Organism: Brassica oleracea var. oleracea
Lineage: Eukaryota; Viridiplantae; Streptophyta; Magnoliopsida; Brassicales; Brassicaceae
Product: lysine-specific demethylase JMJ15
Exons: 8
Coding region: 12-2363 (783 amino acids)
Biological process (GO): chromatin remodeling
Cellular component (GO): nucleus
Molecular function (GO): histone H3K4me/H3K4me2/H3K4me3 demethylase activity
Source: RefSeq, a predicted model, not a curated record
AUUUCAAUUCAAUGGUUCUUGCAGCAGAAUCUCGGAUCAAAGAGGAAAAUGAGGACACCAAUGUAGGACCUCCUAAUAUCCCCCGUCAUCCAGAGGUUCUUGCAAGAUGGGAUCCAGCUAAAGCGCGGAGGCCAGACAUUGCUGAAGCUCCAGUAUUCUACCCUUCAUUAGAGGAGUUUGAAGAUACAGUUGCUUACAUAGAAAAAACACGUCCCUCAGCUGAACCAUAUGGUAUUUGCCGUAUCGUACCACCCUUGCACUGGUCUCCUCCUUUUCGGCUUAGAGAGAAAAGUAUAUGGGACGGUAUAAAAUUCCACACCCGGGUUCAGAACGUGGAGCUGCUUCAGAACAGAGGGCCCGUGAAGAAGAAGAAGAAGAAGAAACCAAAGGCAAGAAAACGGAAACGAAGUUACCCAAGAGUCGUUUCCUCCUCCAAGAGACGACCUAGCUCAGUUUCAUCUCCCGAGGAAGAAGAGGUAUUUGGUUUCAACUCUGGCCCAGACUUCACUCUUGAGGAGUUUGAGAAGUACGCUCGGCGUUUCAAGGAAUCCUAUUUCAAAAUGAAAGAAGGUAAUGCUCCGUCCAUCGAAGAGAUGGAAGGAGAGUAUUGGCGGAUAGUUGAGCACGCAGCAGCCGAAGACGAGGUCGAGGUAUAUUAUGGAGCUGACUUAGAGAACAAGGUUCUUGGAAGUGGAUUCGAGAGAGGAGAAACUUCUGGUUGGAACCUUAACAACUUGCCUCGUCUCUCGGGCUCUUUACUGUCAUUCGAGCGUGGAGAUAUCUCGGGCGUUCUCGUGCCAUGGGUCUAUGUUGGGAUGUGUUUUUCAACCUUUUGCUGGCAUGUGGAGGACCAUCACUUAUACUCACUAAACUAUAAUCACUUUGGUGAGCCAAAAGUGUGGUACGGAGUUCCUGGAACCCAUGCAACGUCACUAGAGAAGGCCAUGAGGAAACAUUUACCAGAUCUUUUCGAGGAAACACCUGAUCUACUCCAUGGACUCGUCACUCAGUUCUCACCUUCGAUUUUGAAAGACGAGGGAGUCCCGGUUUUUCGUGCGGUUCAGCGUGCAGGGGAGUAUGUUCUCACAUUCCCUAGGGCGUAUCACGCCGGUUUCAACUCCGGUUUCAACUGUGCAGAAGCUGUGAACGUCGCUACGGUUGACUGGUUAUCUCACGGACAGAAUGCUGUGGAGUUAUUGAGUAAUGAGAACAAGAAAACGUCCGUGUCUCAUGACAAGCUUCUCCUUGGAGCAGCUUACGAAGCUGUUAGGUCCUUGUCAGGUGGUGGGGGAGAGAGUGGAAAGAGCUUAGCAUGGAGAAGCUUCUGCGGGAAGAACCUGACUCUUACUAAGGCAGUGGAGACUCGGUUACGUAUGGAAGAAGGAAGGAUUAAGGCUCUUGGAAGCGGUUUCAAUUUGAUAAAGAUGGAGAAGGACUUUGAUUCGAACUGCGAGAGGGAAUGCGUUAAGUGCUGUUAUGACUUGCAUCUCACGGCAUCUGGCUGCAACAAAUGCUCUCCUGGAGAGUAUGCUUGCACUAAGCACGCUAACGAGCUUUGUUCAUGCGAAGGGAAUGAUCGGUUCGUACUUCUUCGUCACACCGUAGAUGAGUUGAGAUCGUUGGUUAGAGCAUUGGAAGGCGAAGCAGAGCAUCUAAAGACUUGGGCUUCCAUGGUUAGAGAAGAUUUUUCAGAGGCUCAGGAGAGAGAACCUAGAGGUUUUGAUCUGAAUCUUGAGUUUCAAGGGGAUGAUGGGGAGUUUGAUGAUACUUCAGAGACACGCCAUGAUGAAGCAGAGGAUCUAAAAACUUGGGCUAAAGAACCUAGAGGUUUUGAUCUGAACCUUGAGUAUCAAGUGGAUGGCGAGUUUGAUAAUACAUCAGACGCACGCCAUGAUGCAUCCAUGUUGAACUUUGCUGCCUAUGUGGAGACUAUAAACCUAGGGUUCUUGGUUUUCCGAGAGCUUUGGUGUAACAAGCAUGCGAUAUAUCCAAAUGGGUUCAAGAGUAGGGUUAAGUUCUACAACGUGAAAGAUCCAAUGAGAAUGAGCUAUUACAUAUCUGAGGUUGUAGAUGUAGGACUUAUGGGUCCAUUCUUCAAGGUUACUCUGGAGGAAGCUCAUCAAGACGAGAGCUUCUCUGCUGGCUCAGCUCAGGCAUGCUGGGAAAUGGUGUUGCAGAAAGUUAACGAAGAGAUCAAGAAGCGCCGAGAACGUAAUAUUCAUACUUUGGAAAGCAUCAACGGGUUACAAAUGUUUGGUUUUCUCUCCCCGUCCAUAAUUCAGGCCAUUGAGGCUCUUGAUCCGAACCAUCGCCUAGUGGAGUACUGGAACCAUAAGAAACAGGGAGGUUCGUUGGAAGUGUGA